Messenger RNA from Columba livia (rock pigeon), 4514 nucleotides. It is a transcript of the gene ZPBP, whose product is annotated as zona pellucida binding protein. The record is from RefSeq and is a predicted model, not a curated record. Gene Ontology annotation, biological process: binding of sperm to zona pellucida; acrosome assembly. The coding region runs from base 258 to 1184 and encodes 308 amino acids. Lineage: Eukaryota; Metazoa; Chordata; Aves; Columbiformes; Columbidae. Gene Ontology annotation, cellular component: acrosomal vesicle; zona pellucida receptor complex; extracellular region. The transcript is spliced from 8 exons.
CCCCCCCCUCUUUGGCCAGAGGUGCGAGUGCACAGCCUGGCACUGCGGCUGGGAAAGCCCCGCCGCUGACUUCCCGCGGCAGGGCGGGCGGCAGGGCGGCCUCCACCCACACGGCUCGCCCCGACCCCGCGCUGCGCCGGGCGGCCCGACACCGACACCGGGACCGGCCCCGCGCGCCCCGCCAGGCGGCCGUUUGGGGGCGGCUAACGGCUGCCGCGCGCCGCGGCGGUCGGAAGAGGCGCUGGGGCCCUUGGGCGAUGUGGGCGGGAGGCUGCCGGUGGGCAACGGCCGCCGCCGGCCGCCUCCUCCUCCUCCUGCUGCUGCUGGCCCUGCUGCAGGCACCCCCCGCAGUUCAGCCCUCAGAGAGAUUUUUAGGAUGUGCAGGGCCAAGCAACAAUGACUUAGAAAUAGUGGGAUCUGUUGCAUUUCCAGUCAAAGUUUAUGUCAAGCUGAAUCACAACAGUCCACCUAUUUUAUGUCUGACAAAUCAUCUUCAAAAUGUAGAAGUGAUUGAUCCAAUAUUCCAGUGGUAUGGACCAGCUGGUAGUCUUUCUUCAGAAAAUAGCAAUGUGGAAAUAGCACCAACAGGAACUUUAAUAUUGAAACACUUUAACCUGAGUGGAGCUUACAAUUGUUCCAUUGUUUAUAAACUAACAGCAAUGCAACUUCACAGAAAACACAUAAUACAAUAUCUUAUUUAUGCUUAUUCUGAUCCUAAAAUUUACUAUGAGUUCACAGUCCAGUAUCACGCAGCCCCCUGCAACAGUUCUCAGAACGCUUCUUUUAAGAAAGCAUUGCUUCAGCUACUAAAAAAACUUGUUGCUAUAGUUUCUUGUGAAGUUAAAUUAAUUAAGUCAGAAUGUCAUCAUGUAAAAACGCAGAGAGGAAGUCUACAGAAUGAAAUCUUCUUUACAUUUUCAGUUGCUCCCUUACACAGAGGAAAACACAAAUGUCAGCAAAAGGCUUGUGCUGCAUCUCAUAGACUAAACAAGGCAAAACACUUUAUAAAGAAAUUUUUUAAGCGACAAGUGAAAGUUAGCAGGACAUGUUCUGCACCAUUGCCUGACAUAUACUACAUUGAUGGUACUUUGAAAUUCAUUUCGAUCGAUCGCUGCCAUCCAGGGUAUGGAAUUAAUGCAGUACUGCAUCCAGACUGUCCAGAGUGUUGUGGGGGAUUGGACUAGAUGAUCUUCUGAGGUCCCUUCCAAUCCUCAACAUCCUGUGAUCCCAAAUAUUGAGCCUGAAGUCUCAAGGGAACAAUGGAAGACAAGGCACAUAGAGUCAAGCUUUUGACAGAGAUGAUUCCCUACAGACCUAGAAAUGGUGAAAGAAAACACUGGAUUACAUAUUGAACAAAAGUUUACAGAAUGGAAUACACUUUGAAAAGAAAUAAGAAGAAUAUGGAAAAAAUAGAGACAAAUCUAAAAUUGUGAAACAUGCGAAACAUUUACAUAUGAGAUCUUUUUUUCAAUUUGUUGUCUUCAUCAGAAGGAACCUAAAUUUUUUGGUCCAUGUCUUCCAGCAAAAAGUGACAAAUAUCUGGAAUGGAUAUAUAUAAAUAAAUAACAACUUUAUUACAUUUAUUGUAAUACAGAAUAUUGUGGCACAGGAUUUCAGGGAAAGAUACAUGAAAAUCGAGUUCAGAUAAGCCUGCCUUCCUCAGGAUGAUUUGUACAGACUGCAGUUUUGUUCUGGCCUUUCCCCUAGAAUAUCUUGUUCUAUUCUAAGCUAAUUUGUAUUCCUGUUUUCUUCAAAACACAACUUUCAUCUUUGCUCUGGUGGCUGCUUAACAUAAGUAGUAAAAAAAAUAACAUUGUUCUUUUAACUGCCAUUCUACUUUAUCUGCUGCGCUAGACAGGAACACUACACAGCCCUACUCCAGUGUCAACACAAGAAGCUGAUCCCUGUUCAGCUGGGAUCGUAACAGACACCUUUUUGGCAGACACAGGGGUGGUACCAGAGAAUCUGAAACAGUCAGCCCUGAAACUGGACUGAUUACUCCUUCCCAUAACUGAGGAUGUCAUUCUCUCAGCAUGGUCAAACAGACACUCUUCCUUAGUUGACCUGUUGGUAAAAUUAGUAAUUUCCUUUCCCAGAAUCCAAACCACCAUAUUGAAGGGACUAAAACUGAAAGGGUCCUCUGCUUAUCAUUCUACCUCAAGGCAAUAUAUGAGCAUCAGUUAUUCUUGAGAGAUGUAUCCUGCAUAAUCUUUAAUAUCUCAAAUUACUAGAUAGGCACACAAAGAAAUAUAACUCAAUACUGCACAUCCUUAUCAUUGGAAAGAUUUUUUUUUUUUUUCUGAGAUAUUAAUGUAAUUUCCCGUGACGUAGUUUAUACCUGUUACUUUUUGUUCUGUCUCAGUAAAUCUGGAAAUGAUUCUGUUAAAUUUAUCUCUGAAAUAGCUUCUGUAUAUCUUAGAAGACUGUGUCUAUUUUCUUUUUCUGAUAUCAUCUUUAUUGAACUGAACCACCUCAAGUUCAGCCUUUUUGGUCGUGUUUGAUAGACCUCUGUUCAGCCUGAUUACCGUCCACUAUCGGUUCUCUUCAUUUGUUUUCAAUGCCUCAGACUUCAUGCAGUAGUCCUCAGGAGACCAUGCUAACAUGGGAAAAUUAGUUGUGAUUUGCUGUAAUCCUGAUAUCUGUUACUUAAACAGAAAAUAUUUUUCCUGCAUCUUUGUUAGUGGUGGAGCUUUUUCUGAAACAUGGACUUACUCAUAGAAAUAUUUUGAUAAACACAUUUCCACGGAAGUACAGCAGACUUCAACUUACUGAGUUAUCCAAUAGUCUCCCUUGUUUAAUAGUUGCAGGAAACAGGUCCUGUAAUGCAGUUAAAACAGUUUUAAAGCACAUUUUAGAACAAUUUUGAGAGUCUUGGUCUCUUUAGCGAGUAUUGUUUUGUGGUUAGAAGAUCAAGCUUUCAGCCUAAAUUAAUUCAUGGAAAGUUCAUACUCAUUUGCCCUGAUAGUGAGAAUGGGAUUUAGCUUAAGUAGAUUUUUUUUUUUGUCUCCUGUUUUAUAAUCAGAGCAAGUCAACUACUUUCUAUCUGCUUCUGCUGGAGUUUGCAUUCAGCAAACCUACAUCUCACAUACUCUAUUUUGAGUUUAAUACUCUUGCACAGAGGUGAAUAGAAUUUAACAUGGUAUUUCAGAUGAGCUCUUAACAGUGCCUUUUACAUCAUUAGUGUUUUUCUUUUGGUUCUAAGAAGAACCUCUCUCUUAUAUGAUGUAAUGGUAUCACACUUCCUCUUCUCAUUGUGACUGAUUGUGUUCACAGUCUACCUUAAUAAAAACAAAUGUACAGUCCUUUCUCAUCCUUUUUUUUCUUCCUGACUAUUUAAAUCUUGUCCUUAUUCACAGUUUCUCCCAGUUUUGUUAGCAUUGUUCAUUGGGGCGUUCUCUGAUAAUCUUGUUAGUGGAAAUAUUUAGUAACGUCUGCCUAAGAGCAAGCUCAUGAGCAAUUUCUCUCCGACUCUUAAUUCCCUUUUAAGCAUCAUUUAGUACUGUUUUAAAAAUUCCAUUGUAAUCAUAAUCUUGUGCAGUUAAUUACAUUUGUAUGUGCUGCCAUAUCAGGUGCUUUUGAAUUAUUUUUUAUUUUCAUUGUAAACCAACAUCAAAUUGUAUUACUUUCCGUUCACCUGCAUGUGUUUCACCAUUCAUUCAUGAAACCUUUACAUAGUAUAGAAGUCUGGUCAGCUGUUUUGUGGUUUCAUGGAUUUUUUUUUCCUUUUCUCAAAAAUUUAUAAUACAUUUCUUACCAGUCAAAGGUUAGCACAAGUCAUAGGGUAUCACCACAUUGCAAGCCUUAGAUUAUCAUCUGUUUUACCCUUUCAUGGAAGAGUUCUAUUUUGGAACAUGGAAACAGAUGCUACUCAAACUUUCUAAUUUAAGUAGAUUAAACUUUUAAUAGCGUGACAAUUUCUAGUCUCUGGGUCUUGAUAAGAAUACAACAAAAUGGAACAGGAUUUGGCGUAUGCCCAAGAACAUGGAGAAAUAAAAAAUCCUAUGCAUAUCCUCUGCAGAAUUCAUAAACAAACCUACUCUAUUUUAACUUCCAACACAGCAAAAUAGCUGGAUAUUCAGUUAUACCUGUUCUCCUUCCCACAUUAUUUUUAGAAUAUCUAGUUUCAUGUAGUGUUUUAGUAGUUCUGGUUGCUCCAUGCUGUUGUGCAGCACUCUGUGAACACCACAUUAUGUAUUUCACACGGCCAUCAUCCCAUUUGUGCACUAAGCAUAACCCUUUCACUUACUGUAUCAUCUACCAGUCUAAAUCUCCUCUCUUAGAACUUGCAAGCAUUUUCUUUCCCAUGCUUCAGUCUCAUGGUUUUUUUUUAUAUCAUAUUAUAUCCUCAUUUGUUCUUUCUCCUCUGUUUUUAUAUUAAAAUUACAUUAAAUAUUGUGCUAUUGUCUCACCCUCUACUCCCAUUUUCUAGUCUAAAUCUCUUUCUGAAUUAGUCCAAUUAAACAUGUUAACCUGAUCAGUUGGUGUGUGAUGUAUGUAUCGAUAGAGAAAUAUUU